GGCGGUAACUUUCAUAUGUCUGCAGUACACAUCUGGAAGAGGUUACUCGUGCUCUUGUUUACUCUGAGGACGGUUUUAGAGUUUCACUCCAACCUGAAAAUGUCUUUCAUAAAGACUGAGGCAAAAAGCGACUUUUCUUAUCACAACUUGCCGUACGGAGUGUUUUCGACGCCGGAUAAUGUCAGACACAGAAUCGGUGUUGCCAUUGGAGACCAAAUCUUGGACCUCAGUGUCAUCAAGCAUCUUUUCAAGGGACCGACUGUGCAGCCACACCAACAUGUGUUUGAACAGCCCACUCUUAAUGCAUUUAUGGCUCUGGGUUAUGAAACGUGGAGAGAAGUGAGAAAGACCCUCCAGAUGCUUCUGUCUGCGAAUGAGCCCACGCUGCGGGAUGACGUCAGUUUACGAAGCCGGGCGUUUGUUCAUCAGAGUUUAGCAGUGAUGCAUCUCCCAGCAGAAAUAGGCGACUACACGGACUUCUACUCUUCUCGAGAUCACGCCACCAAUGUUGGAAUAAUGUUCCGUGGAAAAGAAAAUGCCUUGAUGCCCAACUGGCUGAGGCUGCCGGUGGGCUAUCAUGGCAGAGCUUCAUCUGUGCUGGUUUCUGGGACGGCGAUCAGAAGACCUCAAGGACAGAUGAGGCCAGACGCUGCUCAGCCACCCAUCUUUGGACCUAGCAAGCAGCUGGAUAUUGAGUUGGAGAUGGCAUUCUUCGUAGGAAAGGGAAAUAAGUUGGGAGAGCCCAUCCCGGUGGAGAAAGCUCAUGAACACAUCUUCGGCAUGGUGCUAAUGAAUGACUGGAGUGCUCGGGACAUCCAGGCUUGGGAGUAUGUCCCAUUAGGUCCAUUCCUGGGCAAGAAUUUUGGGACCACCAUCUCACCCUGGGUCGUUCCCAUGGAGGCUCUGAUACCCUUUGUUGAGCCCAAUCCUGUACAGGACCCUGUGCCUCUUCCAUACUUGCGUCAUGAUGACCCCUACACAUUCAACAUCAACCUCUUUGUCAGUGUGAAAGGUGAGGGGAUGCAAGAAGCCGCCACCAUUUGCAAGUCCAAUUUUAAGCACAUGUACUGGUCUAUGAAGCAGCAGCUGGCGCAUCACACAGUGAACGGCUGCAACGUCAGACCCGGAGACCUGCUGGCAUCAGGAACCAUCAGUGGACCGGAUCCUGAGAGUUUUGGCUCUAUGCUGGAGCUCUCCUGGAGGGGAACCAAGACCAUCAACCUUGGUGGAGGAGAAACCAGAACCUUCCUGAAGGACGGAGACGAGGUCACUCUCUCAGGUCUGUGUGUUGUUUUUAUAUCCUGUGAAAACUUUCGUUUUGGAGGGAAUUUCAUGUUACUGAACCCCAAGCGUUAG
Molecule: messenger RNA, 1356 nt
Organism: Danio aesculapii
Lineage: Eukaryota; Metazoa; Chordata; Actinopteri; Cypriniformes; Danionidae
Gene: fah
Product: fumarylacetoacetate hydrolase (fumarylacetoacetase)
Exons: 14
Coding region: 16-1356 (446 amino acids)
Biological process (GO): L-phenylalanine catabolic process; L-tyrosine catabolic process; homogentisate catabolic process
Molecular function (GO): fumarylacetoacetase activity
Source: RefSeq, a predicted model, not a curated record